AUGGGACCAGAUGAAGUCUUUGCACUCAUCAGAUUCCUGUGGUCUACAACAUGCCAGGAGUUUGACCACAACUCCCUGGCGUACGUGGAUGGCUUCUGUGAUUCCCAGAUUACAGAAAAUAAAAAUGAUAACUGUGAAAGUUUAGGACUGAGAGARGUUCAUGUGACACCUGUCACAACAGAAAUCCUCGAUUUCUGCUUCAGUGUGCUCCCUUCCCUCCAGAAUUYAACAUUGUCCGACCUGGAGUCUCUUCUCUACUUGGACUUAACAAGUCUCUCAAAGUGUCAGAUCAACUGAGUGUAAGACGGUGCCUUUCACAGCAACAGACAGCUGAGAACAGGCAAGCUGAUGGGAAACCUGCUCAUGUUUCUGUCUGGUACAGCAUCUGCUGGCCCACAUUCCCUGACCAUCUUAACACAAACAGGAAUAACCAGUAUGUCUUUUAUUCCAGUGACAAAUUUUGGCAGCCUAKAUAUCCUCGUCUUGGGCAGCAACCACAUCUCUUCACUGCAGCUUCUUCCCAAGUUCCCCACUCAUAACCUCAAAUGCCUCAAUUUUCAAAUGAACAAAUGAGAAAUCACAGCAGCAGAUGCCCAAGCUCUGCAGAAGUCCAGCAGUGUAACUCUCAUCCUUAAAGGCAAWGACAUUACAUGCACUGAACUUGGAGCUUUUCAGUCCCCUUUCUGUAGUUGGUUUAUGGACUGUGCUGGCAUCCCUGGGGUGUGGAGACAGAAUCCCAAAGCCCACCCCUUGUGGCUGGAAACUUCACAAUGGAAAAAGGAGCCCUACAAAAGCCCAGAAUUUUUACAAAGCCUCUGUGGCAUCUCCAUCCAGGAUCUCUCUCUGCAGUUACAGCACUUUAAAAAUCCAAAUGCUGACACAUUUCGGGGCUUAACCAGGCCCUGAGAGUUGGACWGAACCUAAACCCACAUCCAUGAGCAGCCCCCUGGCAUCAGCAGCAUGAUCCUASAGGAGAUGUUUUUCAACACAGGCUGCUUCGAGCCCCUCUGCAACACCAGCUGCUCCUUCCCCUCCCUCACCCACCUCCAGGAGGGUAACUCACAGCUUCUGCAGAUGGGCUCUGCCUGUUUGGACAAACUGGCACAGCUCCAACAUCUCCAUUUCAGUCAGAGUCACGCUGACAGCUGUGCUUGCAGCACAGCAAUGAGAGCUUUGAGCAGAYUUCAUUACCUGAACCUGAGGCACAACACACACCUCCAUCUCCAGGAUGGGCUCACUCAGGACAGUGCUAGCCUACAGCUGCUGGACUCAGCAUUCACUCCUAUCCWUAUGAACAAUUCACAGAGCCCUUUCCAAAAUCUGCAUCUCUUGCAAUCAAGUCUUUCCUCCUCCCACGUUAAUAGUAGCAUUCACCUGUUUCAGGGCUUGGAAAACCUCACGUUCUUGGACCUUAGUCAAAAUAACUUUGAGCUGGGGAUCAUGCCAAAGGACAAACUGUCCCAACAACURUCCGAUUCAGAGGUGCUAAUAUUAUCAUCCUGCUAACUGACAAUAGGUAACCAUGUAUUUCACAGCCUCAGGAAGUUGCAGCAUGUUGAUCUGAGUUGCAGAAAACUUUCUGUAUUCAGCACAGAUGCACUUUCAAAUAUCAAGCGCAUCUAUCAGUAUGCCCAUAACAGGAUCCACGUUGUACCAGGUGACCACCUUGUGCCCCUAGAUGGCCACUGUAUAAUCAAUUUAACUACAACCUUCCAGAUUGUGCCUGCYCUAAUACUGGUUUUUAUCACCUGGUACAAGCCACAUAUGGACAAAAUUGAAGACYCUGAAGGAACAAGGUGCUCUGAACCCAAACUGCUACCUGGGAUUCAGCUGGCCACCAUCUCACUCUCCUGUGGGACAAACAAGGCAGCCAUUGCAGUUGUCCUGGUUGUUUCAUCCUGUGGUGCCAUCUUCAUUUAGAGUGCUCGCUAUUUCAAGCAAAAUUACCUGCAACUCUAA
Molecule: messenger RNA, 1959 nt
Organism: Malurus melanocephalus (red-backed fairy wren)
Lineage: Eukaryota; Metazoa; Chordata; Aves; Passeriformes; Maluridae
Gene: CD180
Product: CD180 molecule
Molecular function (GO): protein binding
Source: RefSeq, a predicted model, not a curated record